Salvelinus namaycush (lake trout) is the source of this 1467-nucleotide messenger RNA. RefSeq names its product 5-hydroxytryptamine receptor 2C-like. Gene Ontology annotation, biological process: G protein-coupled receptor signaling pathway, coupled to cyclic nucleotide second messenger; chemical synaptic transmission. Gene Ontology annotation, molecular function: G protein-coupled serotonin receptor activity; neurotransmitter receptor activity. The record is from RefSeq and is a predicted model, not a curated record. The transcript has 3 exons. Lineage: Eukaryota; Metazoa; Chordata; Actinopteri; Salmoniformes; Salmonidae. The coding region runs from base 1 to 1467 and encodes 488 amino acids. Gene Ontology annotation, cellular component: dendrite; membrane.
AUGGCUGAGCACAGCAGCAAACCUGCUUGGAGGGUCCAGGCUGGCUCCACCCUAGCCUCGCCCAGUGACAUGAUGACUCUGCCAGAGAGCACUACCGUUCUCUUUAAUCUGAGUUUCCCCGUGGAAUGGAAUCAGUCUGACUCCAGACCGGAGACACCUGACAAGGAGAAGAACUGGCCCGCUCUGCUCAUUUUACUGGUCAUCUUCUUCACUGUGGCGGGCAACAUCCUCCUCAUCCUAGCUGUGUCUCUGGAGAGGAAGCUGCAGAAUGCCACCAGCUUCUUCCUGCGCUCCCUGGCUGUGGCAGACAUGCUCGUGGGCUUUCUCGUCAUGCCAGUCUCACUGAUUAACAUUCUCUAUGACUACCUGUGGCCCUUCCCCAGACCCCUUUGUCCCAUCUGGAUCUACCUAGACGUGCUGUUCUCCACAGCAUCCAUCAUGCACCUGUGCACCAUUUCACUGGACCGCUAUGUGGGCAUCUGUAACCCCAUCAAACACAGCCGCUCCAACUCCCUCUCCAAGGCCAAGGCUAAGAUCGCCCUCGUCUGGAGCAUCUCCAUAGUGAUCUCCAUGCCCAUCCCUGUGAUUGGCCUGUAUGACGAAGGGAAGGUGUUUGUCAAUGGGAUCUGUGUACUGAACGAGCACAGCUUCGUCCUGGUGGGCUCCUUCGUAGCCUUCUUCGUCCCUCUGGUCGUCAUGGUAGUCAGCUACUGUUUGACCAUGCGCGUGCUGCAGUGCCAAGCCUCUGAUUACCUGCACGGAGGCAUGGCUUCGAUCGACCGGCCUACCUUACUCGGCAUCACCCCAAGGCUCCCCGCAGGGGACAGUCUUAGCCUCCUCAAACAGGACCCUAGUACCGAGGCCUUGCCAGCUGUUGCAGCCUCCAAUAUUUCCGUCUCUCAAGCCUCCUCGCGGCCUGUCUCUCCAGCAGGGAGGCAGGAGCCAGGGGGACCUGGCGGGAAACCUGGCGUGGCUCAAUCACUCAAAAAUGAGAGGAGAGCCUCCAAGGUCCUUGGUGUGGUGUUUUUCCUCUUCCUGACGAUGUGGUGUCCGUUCUUCAUCACCAACGUGCUGAGCGUGUUGUGUGAGGACUCGGUAAUAAGCCUGUGCAAUAAGCCGGUGUUGGCAGUGCUCCUAAAGGUCUUCGUUUGGGUGGGAUAUGCCUCCUCUGGUGUGAACCCACUGGUCUACACUCUAUUCAACAGGACUUACAGACAGGCCUUCCACCACUACCUGCGGUGUAUCUACCACAGCCCGCCAGCCAAGAGCACCCCAGCCAACCCUGUCUUUCCUGUUUAUACCGUCACCCCUAUUCUCUGCGGGAAAGAUGCCAACGGCUGUAACUGUAGCAGCCACAAUGGGAAUAAAGGCCGAAUGAGGUUGGAGAGAGUGGGAAAAUGUUCUGGGAUGUUAGGGAAGUUGGUCAGUGUCUGCCCCACCCCCGCUGAGCAUGUCAGCUGUGUCUGA